CUGUAUGAGUGUGUGUAGAAAUUCAAACAAAAUUUUUCAAUUUGACAUCAGACGCCGUCCGGCGAAAUUCAUACACAAAAUCACUUGAUCUAGUAACAUCACCCUGUAUAAAUUCGCCUUGCGUGACACCAAUUAUUAAUUCGUUCUGUUUAUAUCUGGUAACAUCAUUUAUCACUUGUUCGUGCAUAUGAAUUCGCCUUGGUGCUGUUGAUUUCAAAACUUUUUGUGCACAAUUUGCAUAAUUCCAUAUAAAUUUUAUCUUGCCUCAAGUUAUUAGUUUUUUGAAGUAUUGUUGAUUAGCUAUGGAAAAUAAACCAACGGUGCUUGUAUUGGGCGGGUGUGGAUUUAUCGGCCGUAACAUGGUGGCUUAUCUCGUUGAGAACGAUUUGACGGAUGAAAUACGUGUAGUGGACAAAACUCCACCGCAAAUGGCUUGGUUAAAUGAGCGUCAUACUCGGGCAUUUGAUAACAAAAAAGUGGAAUUUUGUAGUGCCAAUCUUAUAAACGCCGCCUCUUGUAAAAAUGUUUUCGCCCCACACCCAACCACAGGCAGGACGUGGGAUUUAGUAUUCAACUGUGCGGCUGAAACUCGUCCAAAUCAAACCGAAGCGGUCUAUAAGGAAGGGAUACUGAAAUUAAGUAUGAACUGCGCCAAUGAAGCAGCCAACGUUAAAGUGAAACGAUUUGUCGAAUUAAGUUCCGGUUGCGUUAACAGUUCGGAAAAGGUUGCACAAAGAGAAGACUGCAAACAUGAACCAUGGACUUGUGUAGCUAAGCAAAAGUUGACGGUUGAGCGUGAGCUCGAUACGCUGAGUGAAGUUCUGCCAUACACUGUUGUACGACUGCCAGUCGUCUACGGGUUAGGCGAUAAACGCUACUUAAUGCCUCGCAUUAUUGUAGCUGCAAUAUACAAGUAUUUGAAUGAAUGUAUGAAGUUACUGUGGAACAAUUCCAUGCAUCUUAAUACGGUGCAUGCAGAUGACGUUUGCGCAGCAAUGUGGUUUUUGGCAAAUAAUCUAGCUGCAGUAGGUGAAGUAAUUAAUAUCGUCGAUGAUACUGAUUCCACACAAGGAACUAUAAGUGAUAUUUUAUCAGACAUAUUCUCAAUAAACGUUGACUACUUUGGCGUAGUCAUGUCGAAUUUAGCAAAGUUAAGUCUAUCAGACACGGUUAGUGAUGUCAACGACAAACAUAUGACGCCGUGGGCCGAAAUUUGUCAAAGGAAUGAAAUCAAUAAUACACCUCUAACGCCAUAUUUGGACGAAGAGCAACUGUAUCAUAAACAUUUGUAUUUGGAUAAUACAAAAUUAAAGACUUUAGGCUAUGUGCUCAAAGAACCAAAAUUAACGCGUGAUCAUGUAACUGAGAUUAUCGAAGACUAUAUAAAGCAAAAGUUAUUUCCAAAGUCCCUAAUGAUCUAAACUUAAGCCCUGCAAACUUUAGUACUUAAGGUCGAAACAUUUAUAAGACAUGACUCAACUCAAUUAAAAUGCAAGUAUGUGAAAACAAAAAUUGUAUAUAAACUGAUAUUAAAAUAAUUCAAUAUUUUGAUUGUAUUUGCUAAGAACAAAAUACUAAUUUUUUGUACAAUUAUUGUACCAUGCUGAUAUUUUCUAAAGUGUACUUAUAGUAUUACCGCAUAGUGUGUUAUUGUAUUUUGGUAUUCCAAAACAAAUUUUAAUGGUUUUACUUAUGUAUGUAUGUACUCGUAUUUACUAAAAUGAUUGGUGAUGUAUUAUAACAUUUUUAAUAUACACGAUGAAUGUAUUUUGUACAAUGCAAUUACAUAGUUUGUCAUAUAAAUGUGCCAAAAUAACAAAAAAAAAGUAUUUAGAAGCUUUUUAUUUCGAAUUAAAAUGUGGGAUUAGCAGUAAGAAUACCAUUGACUUUACCCAUGAAUAACUUUUAGCACUGCAGUCCAUGCUGGUGUGAAUAAACGACCCGAACAAAGGGACGACACUGGCAAAGGACAAAAAUAUCCGUGAUGAAUUCUGUCCAAGAAUUUGGCAUACAUACAAGGUAUGCAUAUCGUCGUUUAAAGUACAAAACCGCAUAUUGUGGUUCUGCAAAACCUCUUAACUAACAUUUGUGCCAAGAGACAUUUGCUCACCGGAAGCUCCUGGUAUAAAGCCCUUAUCCCUUCAUAUUAAAAUAUCGAUACUAAGAUAUAUGAAGAAAAGAUAAUUAGAUGAAAAGAGGGAACCGUUUUGCAAUAAGACAAGUUUUACUCCUAUUGCCAAACUCACAUAUGACGUAUUGCAUUUUAUUGAUACGCGGUUUAGUGCUUUAAACGACGAUACCUAUACCUGAAGCUUUCUUACCGCUUUGGAGAUUUUUUUUACCGAGGAUGAAGUAGACAGUAUCUUUGCAAUCAAAAUUUCGGCGAAAACCACGGAAAUGCAGUUGCCAAUAUAGCAACUUAGUUCGCAACUUUCUGUUGCCAGUUGCCACCAAUAAUACCAACCGUAGUUCCGUUGCAAUCCGUAAUCGACCCAAAAAUGCGUGAUAUUUUUUUGGGGCACUCUAGUUAAAAAAAUAUAUACAUACAUAUAUACAUUAGAUAUGAUAGAAUUAAAAUUUUUUAAAUUUCCAUUUCAAUUAUUCAACUCAAGUUCAGCUUUAAUGGACGCACUGAUCGAGGAACGGUUUAGUAAGCUGGUGCGAAAACCCCAACAACUAUUUGCAUACUACUAAUAGAUCUAGUUGAUAUAAUUUCAUCUAAAAGAAAACACAAAAUGCUUGUUUAAGAUAUUUAUGUAUUAUUUUGUUUUAUUGUAAGGAUUAAAAAUUUACGGCAAUACAGCUCAUUAUUUCUUAUAUUCCAAUCUCUUUUAUUUUCA
Molecule: messenger RNA, 2840 nt
Organism: Rhagoletis pomonella (apple maggot)
Lineage: Eukaryota; Metazoa; Arthropoda; Insecta; Diptera; Tephritidae
Exons: 5
Coding region: 303-1421 (372 amino acids)
Source: RefSeq, a predicted model, not a curated record